AUGUCUACAGAUCUCAACGUCGACAUCCACAACGCAUCCACCACAGCCGACGCCGAUGUCAGCGCGGCACUCGCACAACCACCCGCCACCUCGCCCGCCGACGCUCGCACCCAGGCCAUGUCCUUGCUCGAACUGCAAAAGCAGCUCGACGCCGACAUUGCGCGUCACACGGCGGUCCUCACUUCGAAUGGCGUCAACAUGCAGACUCCGUUGAUCGAUGCACAAGGCUUCCCGCUGGCGGACAAGGAUCUGAUGGCGAUUCGCACGGCCAAGCAGCGCAUCAACGUGCUGCGUAACGACUCCAAGGCAUUAAGGGAUCGGGUGGCGCAGCUGCUGCAAUUGGCAAUCAACGGCGAUGCGGUAGCACAGCCGCCUUCAGCAGCGAGAGGAGUGGGAGCAGCAAAGAAUGAUGAGCUCACGCCGUUCGCAAAAGUCAACUCGGUAGCAGAGGGCAGCCCGGCACAGACAGCGGGUUUGAUCCAGGGCGAUCACAUUGUCAGAUUUGGCUCAGUGACGGCGGACGAUCCGAAAGGGUUGGCGGCGCUCGCAGCACCAGGUGUGGUCGUUGACGGCACAGGAAUUCAGAUCGUAGUAGCAAGGCAUGGUGAAAGCGUCCGUCUGACGCUCACACCGAGAGCAGGCUGGGGCGGAAGGGGACUGCUCGGCUGUCACCUGUUGCCGUUGUAA
Sporisorium graminicola is the source of this 687-nucleotide messenger RNA. RefSeq lists its product as uncharacterized. Gene Ontology annotation, biological process: proteasome regulatory particle assembly. Gene Ontology annotation, molecular function: protein binding. Gene Ontology annotation, cellular component: cytoplasm; nucleus. The record is from RefSeq and is a predicted model, not a curated record. The transcript has a single exon. Bases 1 to 687 code for a protein of 228 amino acids. Lineage: Eukaryota; Fungi; Basidiomycota; Ustilaginomycetes; Ustilaginales; Ustilaginaceae.